Lathyrus oleraceus (garden pea) is the source of this 999-nucleotide messenger RNA. RefSeq lists its product as uncharacterized. The record is from RefSeq and is a predicted model, not a curated record. The transcript has 4 exons. Bases 1 to 999 code for a protein of 332 amino acids. Lineage: Eukaryota; Viridiplantae; Streptophyta; Magnoliopsida; Fabales; Fabaceae.
AUGUCACAACAUCAAGAUACAUCUGCUUCUAAAAAUACUAAGUCUACUCCAAAAUUUAGUGUUCCUCCCAUGGGCGUCCCUAAUGAUGAGAUUCUGGAUGUUGCUCAUCUCUCUGUUAUUCCCGCCGCAGACAUUGAUUUGAACCAACCCAUCUCCAUUGAUGCCUCCGCUUCCGCAUGUUCCAAUCAAGGUAAUCCCUCUAGUAUUCCAUCUGGUUCAACUUCUGUCACUAAGUAUAAGGAAGGAACACACUAUACUGAUUGUGUUAUAAGAGACAUAGUUACUAGAAUUCUUAAUGAAGGUCACUCUGUUGAACAACUUAGUGGUAAGGGUGAUGAUUCCUCCAGUUCUGAAAAGGACUUGGCUGCUGAAGGGUUGCGCUCUCUAGGGCAAACCGUGUCUGACAAAGGGAAAUUUGUGGCCUCUAACACAACUAAUGCUUCCCACUCUGAGAAGCAUGAUGAUGCAAAUGUUGUGAUUGAUCUAGAGGAUGGUAGCUCUGAUGAUCAAGAGGAAAGCUUGAUUCAUCACAUAAAGCAAAGUGUGGCUAAACGCAUGAAGACUCGCAAAGGAAAAUUUGUGGCUGAACUUAUCAAGGUUGAAAUAAAGAAGAGGAAGGUCAGAGAUGAUUCUGAGCCUGAAGAGGAUGUUGAGGAAGAUGUCCCUGACAUCUCGCAUGCAAAGAAAACUAAUGUUAGGAAGUCUCCUGUUAAAGUACUUGUUGUUCAUUUGGAUAACAUCUCCUUCCAUCUUGAGGAUGAAGCUGCUAAGUGGAAAUUUGUGAUUCAGAGAAGGGUAGUUGUGGAAAGGGAAUUGGGAAGAGAUGUUGCUGAUGUCAAGGAGGCUGAGGGUGAAAAUGUUGAACAUGCUAAUGUCAACCAUGAAAAAGAAGCUGAAGCCCACACCUCUAGUGAGAGGUCUGCUAACAAUGAUGAUGCGAGUGGCAAUUCUGCUUCUGGUGCUGCUAAAGAGGCUGCAAACUCAAGCUCUACUGAGUAG